Molecule: messenger RNA, 2625 nt
Organism: Archocentrus centrarchus (flier cichlid)
Lineage: Eukaryota; Metazoa; Chordata; Actinopteri; Cichliformes; Cichlidae
Product: putative ZDHHC-type palmitoyltransferase 6
Exons: 10
Coding region: 86-1765 (559 amino acids)
Molecular function (GO): protein binding; palmitoyltransferase activity
Source: RefSeq, a predicted model, not a curated record
CGCCCCAUCCCAGGAGCUGAUUUUGCUUCCUUUGCAGUUUCUGUCGGUGGAAAUAGUAGAAGGCGGCCUCUGUGUACCCAUCAUAAUGCAUCCGAUGCCCGUGUCUUCCGUCAGCGAUGGAGACAUAUUUGACUGUAUACAGAGAGGAAAUAUUGAACAGUGUAUACACUUCGUUCAGAAUAACCGAUCCAUGCUCAAGCAAAAAGGCUGGGGUGGCUUCACCCCGCUCCACUAUGCUGCCCUACAUGGUAACCGCGCCUUGGUCGACCUUUUCCUAAGUGCAGGAGCUGAUCCUAACCUGACAUGUGAUGCAGGACAGACAGCCUUUCAUUUUGCCUGUAGGCAAGGAAAUCUCUACAUCAUACAUCAAAUGAUGCAGUAUGGGGCUGAUUUACGCCUCAUAGACCUACAGGGAAAAACAUCAUUGCAUCAUGCAGUCACUGGGGGAAGCAUCAUUGCAGUGCACUAUUUGUGGGAGACAGGAAUGUUUAGAUUCACAGACACAGACAUGUACCAGGUGACACCCCUUCACCUGGCUGCAUCCACAGGAAACACAGAAGUGGUUCGGUAUUUGCUCAAGGACCAGAGGUGUGCUGUGGAUGCAGUUGACCAGCAGGGUGCGACAGCACUUCACGUUGCAGCAGAGAGGGGUGGAGUGGAAGUGUGCUGGAUACUGCUGCAGAGAACAGGGUGCAGGAUGCUCCAUCAGAAGAAUCAUAGUGGCCUCACACCGCUGGAUCUCAGCAAACAGGGCAAAACAUUCAGACAUCAGCAACUCACCAAACUACUGAGUCGGUACAUUAAUGAACCAAUCCACCACAAGCCCAGAGAGUCUCAUGUUUUAUACUACUGGACGCUGUUUUUUCCAUCACUGAGUGGAGCUGCCAUCCUGCUGAUUGCAGCCAUGUUGGGUGGCUAUGGGGGGGUAAUCUGUGGUUUGCUCUUCCCAUGGCUGGCCAGAAGCAUUUUCACACAAUAUCACCGCAUGACCACGUACCAAAGGUUGCCUAACCCGGUCUACUUGGGAACCCUCAUUGCUGGUUUGUUUCAUUCCCUGCUCUGCUUUUAUGGAAAAAUGAUGCCUAGUGUGUGGCCAACCAGUGCUUUAACCCAGGUGUCAAUGGUCCACUUCUCCAUACUCCUUGGGUUAUUCUGUAAGGUUCUGACUCAAGAUCCCGGGGCACUAGACAGAGAAGAAUCAGAUCCUCGGUUCUCCUGUAUUGCUGAUCUGGUGGAGAACAACCAGAGCCCUCAAAGGUUCUGCCCAUAUUGUGAGCUGUUUCAACCUGACUACACUAAACACUGCAAGCUUUGUGAAGUGUGCAUUAAAGACUAUGACCAUCACUGCCUUUUCCUCAACCGGUGCAUUGGCCGGGGUAACCACCGCCUGUUCCUGUUCUUCAUCCUCUCCAUGGCAGCUGCCCACCUUCUUUUUGUUGCCACAGGAAUAAGUUACCUGUACAGCAAGAUGCCUGGAGGCAGCCACAGCUUGUCAUUGUGGCUCACCUUGUUAGGCGAGGAGUUUUGGGUUGCUGUCAUGAUGGUUAUGAACGCGCUGACACUCCUCUGGGAGGUGUGGCUUCUGAUUGAGCAGUUUGAUGCUGUCGCCACCGGAACGACCACCUACUUCAGACAGUGUGAAAGCGCCGCACGGCAGAGGUCACUAGCACAGCGUUGGGUAAUAGCACUGUCAUUUCUGCUGGAGGGUCGCAGACGGGUGGGCAGCAGACAAACCAGAGAGGACAAAACUGCCAUAGACAUUUAAAACUGUCACUUUGACCUUUGUGUAGCUUAAUUGAAAACAGCUCCAUUAUUGCUCAAGUACAAAUAUACAUUCUUAGUUUAAAGAGUCCUCCUUGUAAAGUUGGUGGUGAUCAUGUCCUUUUUAGAUUCAGUAACUCUAAUGCCAUAUCUUGUACUUGAAUCUAAAUGUUUUUAUAUCUAAUAUAUUUUGAUAUUAAGUAUGCUGUAGAUUUGACAGCAGAAUAGUUCACAAAGUGACUUUGAGAGUAUCUACCACGAAGAAUGUAGACGUCGCCUAGUUUUUAGAGACCUCACUGAAUACUACUGCAAGAAACAGUGUUUUCAUUGUUAUACAGAGUUUGUGUAAAGUACUCAAUAUUCCUGAUACUGUGUUUUAGCAGCGAGCGUCUACACGAAUGUCUACAUUUAUACUUGUUUUUAUGCUCCAUAAUUUUUAAAUGUCUUUCUUUUUGUUGCUUUAAAUAAACGUUUGCCACGGUGUACUGCAAGACGUUUGAUCAAAGUUUACUCUGUGUUUUCAUAAAAUUAGUGAGUCCAGUGAUUAGCUGGAGAUAAUAGUUAGCAGCAGACAGUCCAAAAGACUUUGUUCCUACCAUAAUGUCAUUACGUCUCUAACCUGCUCCAAGUCCUUUGCGCCAUGACAUUUCCUCUGCUCUCAUUAAUGGGACAUUGCUCUUUUCAUGCCUUCAAUUAUACACACUCAUUUCCUAUGUGUCCCUCAGGACCGUAUUUCUAGAUUAUAGAUGAUAUUCCACACACCCCAGAGGCUGGUGUGUCUGGACUGUGUGAGUGGCUAUGCUGUGAUAUAAUUUAGUGUCUUCUGUAGUGCCUGUUGUACAUGUGGAGUGAUCAAGUUGAGCA